Molecule: messenger RNA, 1095 nt
Organism: Harmonia axyridis
Lineage: Eukaryota; Metazoa; Arthropoda; Insecta; Coleoptera; Coccinellidae
Gene: asf1
Product: histone chaperone asf1
Exons: 4
Coding region: 225-833 (202 amino acids)
Biological process (GO): DNA replication-dependent chromatin assembly
Cellular component (GO): nucleus
Molecular function (GO): histone binding
Source: RefSeq, a predicted model, not a curated record
CUAAAUUCUAUGAUUUUCUAGUCGGUUAGUUCGUGAUAGGGGGUUAUUGGAAAAUUUUUUCAUAAGAAAGUUUAUCUCUGUAAGAAAUACAAGAUCAAAUUACCUUUUGUCUAAAUAAAGGAUUUAAUUUUAACAAGUGUUCCUCUACCGAACUAAUACCUAUUCACUUUGAGAAUAAAGACCAAUCUCUGUGUAGUGUGAUAUUUUUUCUACAGCUAUAAAAAAUGGCAAAAGUUCAACUGUGUAACAUAACUGUGAUGGACAACCCAAGCCCUUUUUUAAAUCCUUUUCAAUUUGAAAUUACCUUUGAAUGCAUAGAAGAACUCAAAGAAGACUUAGAAUGGAAAAUGAUAUAUGUCGGAUCUGCAGAAAGUGAGGAAUAUGAUCAAAUAUUAGAUUCAGUUUAUGUGGGCCCUAUUCCAGAGGGUAAACAUAUGUUUGUAUUUCAGGCUGACCCGCCAAAUGUUUCUAGAAUUCCAGAAAAUGAUGCUCUAGGUGUAACAGUAGUAUUACUCACCUGUUCAUAUAAAUCCCAAGAAUUCAUCAGAGUAGGCUAUUUCAUCAAUAACGAAUAUACAGAUCCUGAACUAAGAGAAAAUGCUCCAAGUCCCCCUCAGUUUGAUAAGGUAACUAGAAAUAUUCUUGCUUCUGAACCUAGAGUUACACGGUUUAAAGUGAAUUGGGAAGAUUCUACGCCAGAACAAGCACAAGCAACAGACUCUGCAAUGUCAGAUGUAAGAUGUUCUUCACCUGAACCAGAGAUAAUAUCCCAGUCUGAUACUCCAUCAUUCAAUGAAAAUUCAAAUUCAUGGGCAACUAUGGAAUGUUCAUAAAUUAAAUGAAAAAUGAGCUCUUAAUUUAAUUAUAUUAUUCAUUUUGAAAUUCGGUGUACAUAAAUCUAGUAGUUUAAUAUAUUUUUGCAUUUUUCUAUAAAUAUAAAUUACAUUUUACAUAUUUCCCAUAUUACAAAAUUAUAAAUUCUACAUGUUUCCAUUGGACUUGAUAGUCUUUCAUUUUAUAUUGAACCUAUUUCAUAAUAACAAAGUAGUUGCCAUAUUACUAAAUUUUUCAGUUAUAAUUAAAUUAUAAAUCUUA